AACACACACACACGCUCUCACUCUCUCAGCUCACACACACUACUGGGCGCUAGCAAUGGCGCGGCGGCCGCUGGUGUCCGUGUUGGGGGUGGUGGUGCUCGUCUGCGUGGCGGCGUCGUCGUCGCCGGUGGGGGUCCGGGCGGCGCGGUUCGUGUGCAACGCGACGGCGCCGCGGGCGUCGACGUGCCAGGCGCUGGUGGCGUACGCGCCGCCCAACGCCACCACGCUCGCCGCCGUGCGGGCGCUCUUCCAGCUCCGCUCCCACCGCGCGCUGCUGGCGGCCAACGGGCUGCCGCUCUCCACGCCGCCGUCCGCGCCGGCGCCCUCGCCGCUGCGGGUCCGCCUCCCGUGCCUCUGCUCCGGCGGGGCCGGGGCCACGUUCCAGCGCCCCACCUACCGCAUCCGCGCCGGGGACACCCUCGACGCCAUCGCGCGGGGUGUCUUCGCGGGCCUCGUCACCUUCCAGGACAUCGCCGCCGCCAACAACGUCUCUGACCCCAACAAGAUUGCCGUCGGCCAGGAGCUCUGGAUCCCCGUGCCCUGCAGCUGCGACCCCGUCGGCGGCCAGCCGGUGGUGCACUACACCUACGUCGUGCCGCCCGGCAGCUCCGUCGCCAGCAUCGCGCAGGACUUCGCCACCACGGAGGCCACCGUCCUCACCUUGAACAAGAUGCCCGACGCCAAGAGCCUUCUCGCCGGCCAGGUCCUUGAUGUGCCGCUCCGAGCCUGCUCUUCGGCCAUUAGCAAUACAGCCAUAGACCGCAACCUCCUUGUUCCGAAUGGAAGCUACAUUCUGACAGCCAACAACUGCAUCAUGUGUGGCUGCAGCUCCUACACUUGGCAGCUGGAUUGCCAACCAACGCAAGGAAUAAGCUCAUCUUUCUGCCCUGCUGCAAAAUGUGGUGAUAUGUUCCUCGGAAACACGACCACGUCGCCGACAUCAUCUUGCGAGAGCACGACAUGCUCGUAUGCAGGGUACACCAAUAGCACAUCUUUCAGCAUCCUUGCCAAUCUUACCGCCAGUUCUACAUGCAACGCUGCUUCGAUGUCUCCAAUGUCGCAGCCGGCUCACUCGUCGGCGUUCGGGCUGGCACCGACGUGGUUGAGAUGGACGGAGCUGAUUGUCUGUCUUCACAUCAUCUUGCAGUGUGCAGGCUUCCUCAAUCAUGUAUGAGGAGUUCUUCGUUUUUCUCAGUGCCUGGACUACUAUUUCGUGGUCUCAUGUUGUGGAGUAAGCUGGGUAGUGCCUGUGUGGCUUUUCAUCAGUGUAGUUUGAUUGGAUGUGUAAGUGUGGAGAAACACCAGGGGUUUUGUUUGUAAGAAUGUAGGUCAGGGAGACAUUUGUACCGUCGAACUCUUGCAAAGGUAGCUGUAUGAUUUUGGUUUAAACUUUAUGUUCGGGGCUGUUUUUCCGACAGAGAAUGGAAUUUUAACAGACUCCUCGUUAUAUGCAUGGUUUGCAUCAACUA
Oryza brachyantha (malo sina) is the source of this 1469-nucleotide messenger RNA. RefSeq names its product chitin elicitor-binding protein. NCBI's taxonomy places the organism in Eukaryota, Viridiplantae, Streptophyta, Magnoliopsida, Poales, Poaceae. The transcript is spliced from 4 exons. The record is from RefSeq and is a predicted model, not a curated record. The coding region runs from base 56 to 1174 and encodes 372 amino acids.